AAAAAACCCACUGUUUUGUUGCUCUUCUGGCCAUCAAAACCCUCGCUAUCUUCUUCAAACCCUAGCUUCUUGAUCCUCUCCAUCUUGCCAUCCAAUCCGUUCUUCGAGAUCCUUGCCUCCCUUGAUCGCCUCAUACCCCGCCGCCGUUCCCAUGGUGAACGGCAAGCUCGAUCUGAUGCCCCCGGCCAAUGGCCGGGCCUUCCGGGUUGAUCCAUCUGAACGCAACGAGGAGACAAAAGGGAUUCUGGGGCCUGCUAUUGAAAGUAGAGAUCAAGUAAAUUUGGACAGCAUUAUUCCUUUAUCUCCCCAGUGGCUCCAUGCGAAACCUAAUGAUAGCAAGAGCUGGAGUUCUGCAUCUGUGAAGGAUAACUGGCGGCUGGAUGGGUCAUAUCAGAAGAAAGAUUGGAGAAGGAAUGUACCAGAUACUGGUAGUCACUGUUGGCAUGAAGAGGAGAGGGAAACUGGGUUACUUGGUCGGAAAGAACGCAAGAAGGAAGGGGAUAAAGAUAAUGGCCACCGAAAAAAUGAGCGCCGCUCUGACAAUGUUCCUGUUAGAGAAUUUGUUGAUUCAAGAAGUUCCUUAUCAUCUGAUCGGCUCCCUGAAGUGACAAGUCGUACUCCUGGACAUGAUUCUCGUCGAGACAGCAAAUGGAUGUCUAGUUGGGGUUCUGAAGAAAAAGAGAAAGACUCUCGAUAUGAGAGAAGGAAGGAUCAGGAUAGGGAGGAUGCUUGUGCAGAAAAGCAAUCUUCUGUUGGAACCAAUCGUCUUGUUCCUGAAUCUGACUCUCGUGAUAAAUGGAGGCCACGCCAUCGUCAAGAUGUGGUUUCAGGUGUGACCUCAUCUCAUCGUGCUGCCUUAGGAGGGCGUGGGGAGGGCUCAAUUGUUGGGUUUACUUUCGGAAGGGGGAGGUCAAAUUGUUCAAGGACCUCUGACAGCAGAGUCUCUGGUGCUGGUCCUAUUGGUGCUGCAUGUGACAAUAAGAUUGACUUGCAUGGAAAAUCUGGUCAAUGUACUGAGAUAUUCCGUUACCCUCGGGGAAAACUCCUUGAUAUAUAUAAGCAAAAGGAUUUGGCUUUUAGUGAUAAUAUUACUGUGGGCCUUGAAGAUGUUCCUUCAAUCACUGGAUCAAGCUCUAUUCAACCGCUGGCCUUUGUCUCCCCUGAUGCAGAAGAACUGGCACUCUUAGAUGGCAUUUGGAAUGGGAGUAUCAUCGGCGGUGAAGUGUGUUCUGAUUCAACUAAAUACAACUUUGGGAGAGCUGAUAAAAAGGAGAUGGUACAGUCUGAUACAGUGAAUCAUUUGUAUGGAUGUUCUACCUCUUUUAUCAACCAACUGAAGCAGAAAGAGCUUUGGACCAGGACAAAUGCAAAGCUGAGAUCAAUGGGGCAGUCCCUGGUGGCACGAAGUUUAUCUGUUGUUGAGGAAGUUGGUCACCAUAAUAUUGCUUUGCCAGGCUGCAAUCAAACUGAGCCUGAGCAGGCAGUCUGUCAAAUGAGUUCAAUCUAUGCUGAUGGACAUGUGGCAGAUCCUUCUCUUAUCAAGGAUGCUAAGUUUGAAGACAUGAACUCAGAUUUGCCCAUUGAUGAUGCUUCUAUUCUGCCUGAUGAUUCAAAAUGUUUACUUGAUACAUCCUUUAUCCUGAAGACUUCUCAAUCUGACCUACAUCAUCAGAACAUCAACAAUGAAACAAAGCAAUCCAGACAACAUACUCCCCAUGAGCUGAGUUUGUUUUAUCGGGACCCCCAAGGAGAUAUUCAAGGACCUUUUCUAGGUGUUGAUAUUGUCUCAUGGUUUGAACAAGGUUUUUUUGAUGCAGACUUGCUUGUGUGCUUAUCAGAUUCUCCGGAAGGUUCGCCAUUCAUGAGACUUGGAGAAGUUAUGCCAUAUUUAACUCCUUCAGCUCUUACUGGCAAUGCAUCAGAAGAUUCAAUCAACCUGGGGAGCAGCACUCCAUCUGGUUUCAUUGAUGCUGGUGUGACAAAAGGCCAACACAGGAUAUCCAUUGUUUCACCAGAGCCUGAGGUUCAACCAGGAAUCUGUAAGCCUGAUGAUCUUGUUAAUCCUCAAUAUGAAAUGUUGCCACUCUCUCUUUCAGAGACUACAGAUAUUGUUAGCACUGGAAAGCAGAACUUCCAUGAAUCUGCUGAUCAAGAUGUUGAAGUAGUAUUGUAUCCUGGAAGAUCUUUAGCUAGACCAGAGAGUUCCACAGAGAAGCUUGCUGAUAACCUCCCAAAUCUUCCCACAAGUUCUAAAGCAAACUAUAUACAAGGGAAUGAUUUGGAUGAAUCUUCUUUGAACGUUAUAGCGGAUGGUGAUUUACAUCCUCUUGGAUUAUUGUGGUCUGAGCUGACAGGAGCAAUUUCCAAGGGCCCGCUUUCAUCAAAUUUAUCUGACCUUAGUGACAGGGAAAAUAUUUUCUGUCCUGCAACAGGUGGAGAGGGUUAUUUUGCUGGCUACAGACAGGAAUCAUUGGAUCCAGCAUGUGACUUCUCUGUUCAUGAUGCAUGGUCUGGUAAGUUUAGCGCAGGGAGUGGUUCAAAUGCUGCUUAUAAUGCGCUUCAUGAGAGCCGAUUGCAAAACAGGGAAUUGCAAGCGAACCAGUUUUCUUUUAAAGAGCGAUUUCUAAGCCAGCUGUUUCAGAACACACAGCUUCCACAAUGUGGUGGGCUCAUGUUCCCUCAUGAAGGACUGCAUUUGACUGGAACCUAUGCUGAUGAGGUUCAUGGUUCUUUGCAAGACAACCUGUUCAAAAAUCAAGGCCACGUUGAUGGGGAGCAUCUCUUGCAAUUUAGAUCCCAACCCAAGCAGCAGAUUCAGCAAUUGCAGUAUCUGAAGCAGCAAUCAGAUCAAGAGCAACACAUUCAGCAAUUGCAGCAGCUGCAGCAACCAUGUCAUCAGCAGAUGCACACUCAGCAAUUCCACCUGCAACAACUCUGUGAUCAACAGCAGGUUCGUCAUUACAAAUUUCAACUUCUACAACGUUUACAACAUCAGCAACGCGAAGAGCAAAAACAAAUAGUUCUGAAGCAGUUGAUGGACCAGCAGUUGAUGGAUCAGCAGUCGUGUAUUCCUGAAUUUCAAGCAUCACAUAUCAAUCCACUAAAGGAGGGAAACAUGCUAAACUUUCUGUCUAGGCAGCCUCAUUUGCACGAAAUGCAACAGUGUUACCCCCCUGUUAUGAGGCAACAUGAUCCAUCCAUUGACCGAUUUAUCCAAGCAAAACUUGGGCAUAACCUUGAUGAGCACAUUGAAGAUCUGUUUCAGGCUGUACCCCAUGCCAAUCAUGGGGAGAUGCACUCAAUGGAACAUCUUCGUUUUGACCCUCAACAGGAGCAGCGACAAAGACAGCAAUUCACCAAAACUUUACUGUCAUGGCCUGAUGUGGAGGAAGAUAGACGUAGUGGUGGGGUUUGUUCAGUUAACGAACAUGGGCAAUUUGUUGGGGCAGCUAGUUAUCCACAGCAUAUUCGUUCUGCAGGACCUAGCCCACUAGAUUUCCUUCAACAUCAAGGAGCCCAACAAGGUCCAUAUCGACUUAAUUCAGAGUCAUUUGAAAGAAUUAAUCCGUCAGAAAAUAUUCUUAGGUCGAAUACAGAUCUUGUGAAUAUUUUACCACAACUUGACAGGCAAGGUAUUCAUGGGCUACAUGAUGAGACCCUCUCUUCUGCUAAGAUGGCCCGGUUUCCUUCUGCUGUUCCUUUCCACCAAAAAUUAAUAGACAGACAAUGGUCUGAUUCAAAUGAAGGCAUGCCACAGAACACGGUGGGAUUACAACUCAAUCAAUUGUCAUUGGAAGACAAACAUCAGAAUAGAGGUAUGAAUUUUAAAUUUAAUCAUCAUGUGGAGGAUGCACAUUCCUGGGCACCAUUUACUGGAAAUGAUGGAAUUUCAAGACCAAGUUCGAACAACUUGCCUCAGCAAAAUCUGGGUCUUCAAUCUUCACGAUAUCCAGGAUUUAUCAAUAGUGCUGCUUUGCCAUCAUACGAGACCAACGAAGCAUCCUGGCCUCUAUCUGGUUCUGCUAUAGAUCAUUCUCGUCGUCUUCAAGAUCGAGUUUUCACGCGUAAUUCUCAACAUCAAGGUAUUGGCCAUUCACCAAAGGGGCAGUUGAUGAAUUCAAAUUUAGAAGAUCAUACUAAUAGAAUUGAGACUCAUGGGGGAUUUGCUUUCUCUCCUGUUCCUGAGAGUUUUAUUAAGUAUCAAGGGAGUAUGUUUACUAGAAAUGGUUCUGAUGAGGUGAUAGAUGAUUCUAAGGUUCUUAAUUAUGAACCUUUGAGUGGAAUUAAUGGAAAGAAGCAUGACUAUGAGCUUGUUAAGGUAGCAGCUUUUGAGAGUGACCCUCCAGAUAGUAGGGUUGAACCAGUUCGCAACUCUUACGCGAAUCAUGGAGUGCUGGAAGAUAAUGCAUCCAUCAGACAUGCUUCGGUCAGCAAGUCUGGUGGAAGUUUGAGCUUCUCUAACAAUGGAGUGGGAGCGGAUAAUUCUUUUGCAAGAGAUAGGGUUAUCAAAAGGGUUCCUGCAAUUCCUGUGGAAGAGGGUGGCGAUUCUUUGAUGAAGUUAUCACAAGAACCCCAAAUUUUAGCUUCUCGAGUUUCUCCCUCAGAGCUGUCUUUUAAUCAGCAAACCCGACAGAUAAAUCUGUCCAAGUUCUCUUCUACUGAAGAUGGAAGACAACAAUUGAGAAGAAGUUCACCAUCCCCAGUUCCAGAAACUCCAGCUGCAGGCAAGGAUGGCGCUAAGCAGGCCUCAUUCGUCGACAAGCUAAAGAGCACCCGGAAAACCGCCGCCUCUGAGUAUAAUACUAAUACAGACACCCAGGAUACUGGUUCGGCCCAGAAUACCAAAAAGAAAGGUAAAAAAGGGAAGCAAAUCGAUCCAUCCCUUCUUGGUUUCAAGGUGCAAAGCAACCGCAGGUUGAAGGGCGAGAUUCACCGUCUCAAUGACUAGGUUUUCAUUGUGUAUACUUGUGCAUUUCUUCGUCUUUCUUUCCAUUGACUGUACAGGUUCUUGUAUAGUUUCUAGGUUUUAUUCAUAUUCGUUUUUUCAUCGGUUGCAAAGCGGGUUCGGUUUUGAGAGUUUUGAGCCCCUGUUUGUGAGUUUGCUCAGUGUGGUUAUAUUUAGAAAUAAGUCUUGCAGGUAGAAGUUGAAGAACUCUUGCAAUGAAAUAGCUCAAAAUUCAGGUCA
Dioscorea cayenensis subsp. rotundata (Guinea yam) is the source of this 5185-nucleotide messenger RNA. RefSeq lists its product as uncharacterized. The transcript has 11 exons. The coding region runs from base 152 to 4948 and encodes 1598 amino acids. The record is from RefSeq and is a predicted model, not a curated record. Gene Ontology annotation, molecular function: protein binding. Lineage: Eukaryota; Viridiplantae; Streptophyta; Magnoliopsida; Dioscoreales; Dioscoreaceae.